Molecule: messenger RNA, 1854 nt
Organism: Drosophila eugracilis
Lineage: Eukaryota; Metazoa; Arthropoda; Insecta; Diptera; Drosophilidae
Exons: 3
Coding region: 1-1854 (617 amino acids)
Source: RefSeq, a predicted model, not a curated record
AUGACUAAACUCUUCUUGGUCCUGGUUUUAAGCCUGUUGGCUAUCGUCUGCCUGGCCGAUGUUUCUCAUGUGAAACAUCACAAGCACCAGCGGCAUCACCACUCCCGGGAACACGAGGAUGAAGACGAGGAGUCGCAUUAUCUACCUCCUAAGGAGGAAAAGGAUGCAGAGCAACCUUACUACAAGAAGGAAAAGCACACUAGCGAGGUGGUUUAUCACAAGGAGGAGGAUCAUGAAGAGCCUAAGCACUAUAAAGAGUACACGGAGCACCACCAUGAGGAGCCAAAGAAGCAGCGAGUGGAUCACUACCAUCACUAUGACAAGAAGCCCGAGGUGAAGACCCAACACAUCCACUACAAGCACAGCAAGCCCCAUGUUCGAACGGAUUACAAUCAGGAUUUGUUCACUCCAGCUGCUACUCAAGUGGUUUAUCGAAGGCGUCGUCCUAGUAGGAUUCUGUAUGCUAGUGCUCCCAACUCUGUGUUCCACACCCACACCCAGAUCAAUGUGCAAUCUCAGGAUUCAGAGUUAAACUCUCUCACUCGACCAGAUCCGGCCGCAGGAGCACAGGAUCCUGCUGCUCAAGCGCCAACUGGGGCUCAGGCACCAGGCUUCCGACCCAACUGCCAGUUUAUUGGACCUGGAAAUGUGUCUCCUGGCUGUGGACCCUCUGAUCCCGUUGGCGCUCAGCUGCCAGCUAGUGCACUGGCCCCCACUGGAGCUAACCUUCCUGCCAGCCAACCCAUUCCUGGUGGACAAUUAGCCGUUCUGGGUAAUGGACAGCGUCCACCAUCUCGGCCAGGCGGCUAUGGAGGAUACGGAGGUGGCAACCGACUCAACUUCUUUGUUGAUCCAUCGCUGGGAGCUCAGCUGGGAGCCAUAGGAAACGCAGCUGGAAAUCAACAGGCUGCUGGAGGAGGACAACUAGGAGCAGGAGCUCAACUGGGAGCCGGGCAAGGAUUUGACCCUUCUUUCGGCGGCCAAGCAGCUGCAGGUGCCCCUUUUAACCCAUCCUUCGGUGCUGGUCAAGCUCAAAGGCCUGUGCAAGGCCAAUAUGAUCCCAAUUUGCAGCUCGGUGGUCCUUUUGAUCCCUCCGGCAGUGCUCAAUUAGGUGCAGGUCAAGGUGUAUCUAACCAAAGACCCAAUGCUCAGGCACCUUUUGAUCCCUCUUCCGGCGCUCAACUUGGAGCCGGCCAAGGAGUUCAAAACCAGCGACCCAAUGGACAGGCAUCUUUUGAUCCUGCUCUUGGAGCUCAACUUGGAACUGGCCAGGGAUUUUCCAAUCAGAGACCCAAUCCAGUGAACGCACCACAAGGAGCUCAACUGGCAGCUGGCCAGGGAGCCUUCGAUCCCAAUCAAGGACAGUUUGAUCCCUCUAUUGGAGCUCAAUUGGCUGCGGGACAAGUGCCACGUCUUAACAACCGACGUCCUCCUAAUCGAUCGAACUACCAGGGUCUCAAUGUCCUGAAUGGCAACGUUUUUGGUCAGCCCCAUCUUCAGGGACCCACGAGUGCUCUGGGAAACCAACAGGACACCAAUAUCAUCGAUGGCAACUUCUACAGCGAUCCCCAUCAUGGCCAUCACCGAGCUUUGGUAUCAGUUAACCCCAAUCAGCGAUCUGUUCUGUUGGCUGAUGAGGAUGAUGCGGAUGAUGAUGCACAAUCUGGCUUCCUAGGAUUUGCUGCCAGUAACCGGCAGUCCUCGUAUGUAGUUGCUCCUAAGAAACACCGAAGCCACAGGAGCAGCUCAAAGCGAAACCAUGCUGAUCAGGGAACUUCUGCCUCGCAAUACGACACCGACUAUCGUGAGGAUGGGUAUCACUACCAGAAGCCCAAGCAUUCUUUCGAGUUUUAA